Messenger RNA from [Torrubiella] hemipterigena, 581 nucleotides. The record is from the annotation of a GenBank genome assembly. NCBI's taxonomy places the organism in Eukaryota, Fungi, Ascomycota, Sordariomycetes, Hypocreales, Clavicipitaceae.
AGAUCAUCCAUGCUCCCACACCUCCAUGAUAUGGUACUACUGUCCCUCGGCGAACAUCAAUCUCAUCACGGGCUACGAGACACCGUGCUCAAACGUCACUCUGGCACCGGCACAGUCUUCCAAGGCAGAAUGUCCCAUAAAAAGAUGUGCAUUCAGCAACAAGGGCCGCAGAUGGCGCUGCUGUCGUUGCGGCUCGGGGCCAAAUCAGCAGGCGUGGUGCGCUAUGCGAACUGGCCGUAUGGGCGAGGCGGGCAGAAUGACCUGCGACCAUGGAUGUUGUGACAACUGCACUGAAUUUGAUGAUGACUUUGAUGAUGAUGUGGUAUCCUGGCGGGACCGGUCAACCAGUGUCUCGGACUGCAGCGGUUGGGGCAGUUCGACAGAUGGAUACGCAGUAUCGUCACCAGCGAGUAGUGUAUCUUCAGAGGAAGAGAUUCUUAUUACUAAGAGGGGCAAGAAACAAGAUAAACGUUAAGGUUGGUGUAUGAUUUGUUGCUGGGUCGUGUAUAUAGUGGGCUCUGGUUUAAUCUGUAUAUUUUAGUGUAAUUGUUUUGUCUCUUUCCACGUUUGAAUUAUACAAG